Messenger RNA from Mangifera indica (mango), 1588 nucleotides. RefSeq names its product probable flavin-containing monooxygenase 1. Gene Ontology annotation, molecular function: N,N-dimethylaniline monooxygenase activity; flavin adenine dinucleotide binding; NADP binding. The transcript is spliced from 5 exons. The record is from RefSeq and is a predicted model, not a curated record. Lineage: Eukaryota; Viridiplantae; Streptophyta; Magnoliopsida; Sapindales; Anacardiaceae. The coding region runs from base 1 to 1572 and encodes 523 amino acids.
AUGGCUAGGCAGCUGCAAAACCAUGUUCAGUAUUCAAAAAUUGGGAUCAUCGGGGCUGGUAUUAGUGGUAUUGCUGCCGCUAAACAGCUUCGUGCUUAUGAUCCUGUGGUGUUUGAAGCCACUGAUUCAAUCGGAGGUGUUUGGAAACAUUGUUCCUUUUCUUCAACCAAACUCCAAACCCCUCGAUGCGAUUUUGAGUUUUCUGAUUAUCCUUGGCCUGAAAGGGAUAAUGCAAGUUUUCCUUCUUAUAUUCAGAUAUUGGAUUACUUACAUGGCUAUGCUCAACACUUUGAUGUGCUCAAAUACAUCAAGUUCAACUCCAGGGUGGUCUCUGUGAGAUGUGUUGGUGACAAAGAAAUCGCCCAAGCAGCCAUAGUUCCAGGAGAAUAUGGCUCUCUUUUAAGAGGCCAUCCCGUUUGGGAGGUUGCUGUGGAGACUAGCGGGCACAAAACCCCUCAGUGGUAUGCUUUUGAGUUGCUUGUGGUGUGCAUUGGAAAAUAUGGAGACAUGUCAAGAAUGCCAAAUUUCCCUUGCAAUAAAGGUGAAGAAGUGUUUGGUGGUAAGGUCAUGCACGCCAUGGAUUACUCCAAGCUUGACAAGAAGGCCGCUACAAAGUUACUUGAAGGAAAGAAGGUUGCAAUUAUUGGUUACAAGAAAUCAGCCAUUGAUCUUGCUGUUGAGUGCGCUGAGGCAAAUCAAGGACCAAAUGGACAACCAUGCACUAUGGUGAUAAGGACUUUGCAUUGGACUGUUCCAUCUUAUUCCAUAUGGGGAUUGCCAUUUUUCUUGUUUUAUUCAACAAGGUCUUCUCAAUUUUUACACGAAAAGCCAAAUCUUAGCUUCAUCAGGAAAUUGCUUUGUUUUCUGCUUUCUCCAAUGAGAAGAGCCAUUUCCAAGUUUAUAGAGUCUUACUUGGCCUGGAAGUUACCCUUGUCAAAGUUUGGACUAAAACCAGACCAUCCAUUUGAGGAGGACUAUGCAUCUUGCCAAAUGGCUAUCUUGCCGGAAAAUUUCUUUCCGGAGGCGGAAAAGGGGAAAAUAUUGUUCAAAAGAGCAUCAAAAUGGUGGUUUUGGAAUGGAGGAAUCGAAUUCGAAGACAAAUCCAGGCUAGAAGCUGAUGUUGUGCUUCUUGCCACUGGUUAUGAUGGGAAGAAAAAGCUUCAAUCUUUACUGCCUGAGCAUUUUGCUAGUCUUAUCGUCGACUCUUCCGGGAUCAUGCCCUUAUACAGGGGCACAAUUCAUCCUUUGAUUCCAAACAUGGCAUUCGUGGGGUAUAUUGAGAGUGUUUCAAAUCUUCACACGGCAGAGCUACGGUGCAAAUGGCUGGCUCGACUGGCCGAGGAGAAAUUCAAGCUUCCGAGUGUUGAGAAAAUGAUAGAGCAAAUUGGAAAAGAGAUAGAAAUAAUGAGGAGAACAACGAGGUUUUUCACGAGACAUUGCAUUUCAACAUUCAGUAUCAAUCACAGUGAUGAGAUUUGUGAAGAGAUGGGGUGGAAAUCAUGGAGGAAGAAGAACUGGCUCCUGGAAGCUUUCAGCCCUUACACUAGCCAAGACUAUGGAGAAGAAAAAUAGAAUCUUUAAACCUAAA